AAACCAGCUUCUUUUUCCUUUUUUUUUUUUUUUUUUUUUUUUUGCCUCUUCAUAGCAAAAUACAGAGUCAGGAAAAAUGGCCAGCCGGCUCACGCUCUCUUUACCAACUCUUUCUCAUACCCAAUUUCCAUGCAUACUGAAAAACAGCACAGACCAAAGACACAAAACAACCCAAGCUUUUGCUGCAAAACCUGGUGGAUUCUCACUCAACUCUAUCCUGAACUCAUGUAAAAACUGUGGAGGCAAAGGUGCAAUUGAGUGCCCAGGAUGUAAGGGAACAGGAAAAAAUAAGAAGAAUGGAAACAUAUUUGAGCGGUGGAAUUGUAUUUAGAUGUUUUGAUUGCCAAGGAUUUGGAUUGAAGAGUUGCCCCAGCUGUGGAAAAGGAGGGCUAACACCUGAGCAAAGAGGAGAAAGAUGAAAAAAUAAUAAUAAUAAAUAAAUAAAUAUAUAUAUAUAUAUAUAUAUAUAUAUAUAUAUAUAUGCUUCCUUAUACAAAAGGUAAUUAUAAUCAAUAGUUGUUGGUUUGUGAUUAAAGCUGGACAAUGGAAUUUCUUCAGCAGCCAUUAUUUGAUAUCAAAGCCCUGUAUACCUGUUUCUGUAGUGAA
Messenger RNA from Ziziphus jujuba (common jujube), 606 nucleotides. RefSeq names its product protein PHOTOSYSTEM I ASSEMBLY 2, chloroplastic. Bases 77 to 331 code for a protein of 84 amino acids. The record is from RefSeq and is a predicted model, not a curated record. The transcript is spliced from 4 exons. NCBI's taxonomy places the organism in Eukaryota, Viridiplantae, Streptophyta, Magnoliopsida, Rosales, Rhamnaceae.